UAAAUAUAUAUUUAAUGACAUUUGAAAUCGUACAUAUUGAACGCUUUAUAUUUAUAUUUUUAUUUUUUUAUUCAAAUAAAUCAAUGUACUAUAAUAUUAUUUUUUGAAUUGCAUAGACGAAAUAAAAUUAAUAACAAUGAAUGACUUAGAAGAAAAAUGUGAAGAUGCACUGUUUGAAGUUUGUGAUGCUCGAGAACGCUAUCCAUUAUUAUGUGCUGAAGAAUUAGAAAAAUGUAUUAAAUUAACCACUGAUAUACAGACGGUAAAAGUUAUACCAAAUGUAAAAGUUUGUCAUGAUGUACAGCCUCUAACAGAAGAGCAAAAUGCACUUUUAAAUAUUGCGUCUAAGAAACAAAACGUACCAUACAAACAUCAAGGUAUGCAGUUAAAAAAAAUGUUAAGUAAAAUUGAUAAUCUAAAAAUGGUUGUAGAACAAAUUGAAAAGGAAAAGUUUUGUGAAAUAAAUAAACUGUUUCAUAUGUAAUUUGGUCAUCACUCAUUUCUUGUAACUAUGAUUAAAUAAGAAACGUUGCAAUACAGAAUG
Messenger RNA from Vespa mandarinia (Asian giant hornet), 544 nucleotides. RefSeq lists its product as uncharacterized. The record is from RefSeq and is a predicted model, not a curated record. NCBI's taxonomy places the organism in Eukaryota, Metazoa, Arthropoda, Insecta, Hymenoptera, Vespidae.